This is a messenger RNA of Trichoplax adhaerens, 1986 nucleotides long. RefSeq lists its product as uncharacterized. Gene Ontology annotation, molecular function: ubiquitin-protein transferase activity. Lineage: Eukaryota; Metazoa; Placozoa; Uniplacotomia; Trichoplacea; Trichoplacidae. Bases 1 to 1986 code for a protein of 661 amino acids. Gene Ontology annotation, biological process: protein polyubiquitination; positive regulation of protein catabolic process; negative regulation of apoptotic process. The transcript has 16 exons. The record is from RefSeq and is a predicted model, not a curated record.
AUGUUGAAUCCACUUGGAAAUCCUAUUGGCAUCGUUUCUGAUAUCAACGAAAACCGAUUACUGCCGCAUAUCGUCAAUAUUUCCUUUACAUUGCAUCAAGCAGGAAAAUAUAAAAUCCAUAUUCGCGUAGAUGGAAAUGAAAUUUCCAAUAGUCCAUUUCAAAAGGAAUUUCUAGCAGGGCCUGCUGAUCCUCAGCAAUCGACGAUUGGCAUUGCUAGCUCCAUUAUUGUUGUAACUCGUGAUGUUGUGCAUUCCUUGCAACUUGACUGCAGAGAUAAAUUUGGAAAUUAUUGUAAAGCAAUGGAAAAUCGAUUUGAUCUGAAGCUUACGAAGAUUGGGAAUCCUUCUGCUCUAACUAACACCGAGUUAGCCUUGAGUGAGCAAAAAUUGGAAACGAAAGUCAUUGGAGAAGAGGGUGCCUAUAAAGCUCAGCUUCUAUAUGAUUCCGUAAUCUUAAAGAAUGGCGAUUUUACUUUAGUUGUUUUAAGUAAUGUUGAUGGCGCCAAAUUACAUAAGGAAAUUGGAAGAAAAAAGAUGAAUGUUACCUUUGAAGCAAAACUAGCGAGCAAGGAAAACAGCUACCUUGAUUUUAGCAAGAAGCCGAAGAAAGUCCACUGCAGUAUUUCAGCCAGACAAAUUAAGGUCCGAGAAUAUUACCUUAAAGUUUUCUCCAAUAACGUGUGUUCAUUUCGCGUAUUGCCUUCAACAAAGACUUUGGUCAUUGAUGAUGGUAUUCAAGCUCCGUUAUCCGUUGUGUGUAAGGAAAAGUAUCUCUUCCUGGCAACAUAUGCAACUUUCUUGAAUAGAAAAUUUGUGGGUGGCGACACAUUUGCCAUGAAAAUGUCCUAUUUCCAACAAGAAUUAGCAGCUUUAAACAUCAAGCGAUCUCAAAGUAAAUAUGCUGUAUCCAUUUCACGCCAACAUGCCUUGAGAGAUAGCAUGAAACAACUGAAGAAUGCUUCCGCAUCCGAUUGGUGUCGCCCAUUUCAAAUUAAAUUUCAGGGUGAACAAGCUGAAGACCUAGGUGGAGUAUUGCGAGAAUGGUUUCAUGUAUUGAGUCGAGCUCUAUUUGCACCAUCUAAUCAAUUAUUCGUUGGCUUUCGAGAUGAUAAUCAAGCUCUGGUUCGUCCUAACAACGCUCGUCCUCCAGAAUUCGCUAAAAUUAAAUAUUUCGAAUUUGCUGGUAAAAUUGUUGGUAAAUGUUUACUUGAGUCUGCAAUUACUCGAGAUUCAAACUGCUAUAUUCGAGCUUGCUUUGCCCGUUCAUUUUUGGCCCAAAUAUUAGGACUUCGUGUACAUUAUAAGCAUUUUGAAAAUGACGAUCCAGAAUUUUUUACCAACAAGAUUCAGUACAUUCUUAGCAACGAUAUAGCCGACUUAUCACUGGUCUUUGCUGAAGAAAUUUACAGCUCGGAUGGAAAAUUAGAAAAGAUUAUUGAAUUAAAGCCCAAUGGCAAGAAUUGUGUCGUUAACAAUGAUAAUAAGAUUGAAUACUUGGAUCUACUAGCUCAGCAAAGGCUGUGUAAAGAAAUACAAGAAGAAAAGAACGCUUUCUUGAAAGGCCUAAAUGAUUUGAUACCUGAUUCUCUUCUCAGUAUUUUUGAUGAAAAUGAAUUAGAGCUCUUAAUAUGUGGUACUUGCGAAUAUGAUAUUAACGAUUUGAAGUUAAAUCAUGCUGUCAUCGGUAGAACAUCUGAGUUUGAAAAGAUUUUAUCUUGGUUUUGGAGCACCAUUGCCAAUUUUACUCAACAAGAAAUGGCAAGGUUACUACAGUUUGUCACAGGAUGUUCACAACUUCCACCUGAGGGAUUCUCUGAAUUAUCUCCUAAAUUUCAAAUUGUCAAUGCUAUGGUUACUGGAACAUUACCCACCGCUCAUACAUGCUUCAACGAAUUAUGUUUACCGAUAUACGACUCACUAGAUGACAUGCAACAUAGUUUACUUAUUGCUAUCAAUGAAGGGAGUGAAGGAUUUGGCAUGUCUUAA